AUGGAGGACGCCAAAACACUCGUCAAGCAAGCUGUGCGUGCAUUUUACAGCCCCGAGCAAGUUGUAAUAAUCGAUGUCCUAUCAUAUCACGAUAUCCUAUCAAUGACCCAACUGCGCUCCUGGUCCAUUACGCAUGACCAAAAGUCGCUGAGAAAGGCCUGCGCCGAGCUGGAACGUGCGAAGCUCGUUUGUACGCGACAGUUACACGAAGACGAGUCAUACAUCUUUCUCGACUACUACCAAGCCGUUCAUGCAAUCCAAUACAUGGUCCACGAACUAAGACGCCAGGUCCUUGACGAAAACAAGCAAGUAUCCACUACGGAGAUCGUAAGACACUAUACUUGCCCUAGAUGCACUACCAAGUGGCCGUUGAUCGAUGUCAUCGACAACGCGGACCGUGACGCUGGCUUUUUGUGUAAGCGCUGCGUUACUCCAAGCAUCCUGUGUGAAGAGCCGGUCAGGCCAGACCCGUUGCCACGCUUCCACAAGCAGUUCGCGCCUUUCAUACACGUACUGGAGCGUCUUGACAGCAAAAGUGUUCCAAGGGCGGUUUUUGAAGAUCUCUAUGCACAGAACUAUCCCGAGGGCGGUGGUGAUACAUACAAACGGCGAUGCUCUUAG
Colletotrichum destructivum is the source of this 621-nucleotide messenger RNA. RefSeq names its product Putative transcription factor E. Gene Ontology annotation, cellular component: transcription factor TFIIE complex. The transcript is spliced from 3 exons. NCBI's taxonomy places the organism in Eukaryota, Fungi, Ascomycota, Sordariomycetes, Glomerellales, Glomerellaceae. Gene Ontology annotation, biological process: transcription open complex formation at RNA polymerase II promoter. Bases 1 to 621 code for a protein of 206 amino acids. The record is from RefSeq and is a predicted model, not a curated record.